GCCGAGAGGGUUGGUACAACAUGGGCGGUUAAUAUACUUUUUUUUUUGGAAGGGUACCGUCUAGAGAGGGUCAACAUGACGGGCCGUAAAUUCGCUAAGGAGAAGAAACGGCAUCGCUCCCGCCUGUGCGGCCCGGAGGAGGGAGGGGGCAGCGAGAGGAAGCGGCGGAGUACCGACUCGCUGCACGGCCGUCAGGAGGAAACAAAAUGUACUGUGCAAGUGUCAGAAAAGGAGGAGGUGGCAGAAGAGCCCAGUGACAUAGAAGAAGGUGGAUUAGAUCUUAGUGUACAGCUGAAGCCAGUUAGUUUCUACAUCACAGACAAGAAAGAAAUGCUUCAACAGUGCUUUUGUAUCAUAGGGGAAAAGAAACUGCAGAAAAUGCUGCCUGAUGUUUUAAAGAAUUGUUCCGUAGAAGAAAUCAAAAGUCUUUGUCUUGAACAGUUGGAACUCAUGUCUGAGAAGAAAUUAUUGAAAAUUCUUGAAGGUGAGAAUGGGGCUGAUUCAGACAGUGAUGAAGAGGCCAAUACUAGUGAAGAGAAGACUGCUAUUGAAUCAAUAAGUCAACAAGACAAUAGCAUAGAUUCUACUUCUUCUUUGAAGGAAGAUAACAAAGUGGAGGGGUUGGACCCAAAACAAGGCAAAGGAGAAGACAGCGAUGUUCUCAGCAUCAAUGCAGAUGCCUAUGACAGUGAUAUCGAAGGCCCGUGCCAUGAAGAAGAGAACCCCACUGUGCCUGAAAGGACUGUCAGAAGCGGAGAUGGUCAGAUAGAUGACCUUCAGAAGGACAUUGAGAAAAGUGUGAAUGAGAUCCUGGGGCUUGCAGAAUCCUCGCCAAAGGAGACUAAGGCAGCAGCACUAGCAGUUCCUCCAACAGAUGAUGUUCACCCAUCAGCACAGCAGCUGGAGCUGCUGGAGCUCGAGAUGCGAGCCAGGGCUAUUAAGGCCCUCAUGAAAGCUGGAGAUGUAAAAAAAUAGCCUCUGGGCAAUUUCAUUUGCAAGAUGUCUAUAUUUAUUUUGAUGGGUGUGAUGUCAGCCCCCUUCAGUGCUAAAAUGUAUUUGGACUGAAUUUGACAUUCCUUGUUCAAACACUUUGAGUAUCCUGACCCUUGGCUGAAACAGUUGACAGCACUUUGUCACUGCCAUCAGUAAACUUCCUCCGUGGCUUACUUAGAUUGUCUGGUUAACACUGUUUGACUCGGUUGGUUACUUUUUCUUCGUGCUAGCUUACUUCUGGAUGUGAAUUGUGAAAUGAUGACAACAUGCCUCUCUGGCUAAAUCUUGGUGCCUUACAGUAGAAUUUCAAGAACAGCAUGGGGCGUUUACCAUGCCAGCUCUUUCUGUAUGUCUUUCUAAGCCUUUGGGCAACUUCGCCUAGGAGAUCAAGUGUAGAGAGAAGGGGGUGGAGGCACUGCCUGUGAAAAAUGGAGAGGUAUAGAGCAUGUAAAUUGAGAAAGCACUCUGGAAUGCCUUAUACCACAAGAGCAGACGCUGGAACUGAGUCACUCCAUUGGUACAGCAUCUAAGCAAGUUAGAAGUGGUGUAUACUGCCUCUGACUGGGAUAGUCCUAGGAAAAGGGCUAAGAUUGAAACAUUAGUCCCAGUGGCUGGGCCUCCUAAAGGGUUUGACCCCCUGGCUGCCGCUUGACCUUGUUGCAUAUGACACUGUCCAUGGGCACUCAUAAUCUGUGUAGUUUGCACUUAAACUUGUUUCUUGUCUUCCUUAGUUAGCAACUUCUGUAAGUUGAUGUGUUCAUGUCUGAUACCACUUCCUUUAGAAAGAACCUUUGAUUGUUUGGGAGCACUUACCUGUGAGUCUGUGGAUGCCCAGCUUCUGAAUUAAAUGAUUAAAAAUAACCGAGUUUCUGCUUUGGAAGACUGAAAUGUGUGCUUAAGUUGUGGAAUGAAUAUGGCUAUGGAUUAUUUUUAAAUUCAAUACUGGGAAGAUACAGAAGCACCUGAUUCAUUUCUGUGGUUGAUUAUUUCCUUCCAGACUGUUGUUUCAUCAAUUGUAGUGUUUUCUAUCUUCUUUUUAAAAAUACAAAAGGAGAUAUUUGUAUCCAUUUGGAAUAGCUGAAUUUAUUUUUCACACCAUCGUGUAAUAUGUUGCAGACCAUGAAAUGUCAGCAUUCUGAUGUUUUAUAAAAGCCUCCUUAC
Molecule: messenger RNA, 2154 nt
Organism: Eublepharis macularius
Lineage: Eukaryota; Metazoa; Chordata; Lepidosauria; Squamata; Eublepharidae
Gene: CAAP1
Product: caspase activity and apoptosis inhibitor 1
Exons: 6
Coding region: 76-975 (299 amino acids)
Source: RefSeq, a predicted model, not a curated record